This is a messenger RNA of Trichoderma breve, 1044 nucleotides long. RefSeq lists its product as uncharacterized. The record is from RefSeq and is a predicted model, not a curated record. Lineage: Eukaryota; Fungi; Ascomycota; Sordariomycetes; Hypocreales; Hypocreaceae. The transcript has a single exon. The coding region runs from base 1 to 1044 and encodes 347 amino acids.
AUGGAUAUGGAUCUUCCAGUCACCGGAGAUAUCGACAUGACCAUGGACAACCGGGACAUUCUCGCCCCGUUUGAUCAAUGGGCAGAAGAGUCUGACUCGGAAAUGAGUUUGGGCGACGACAACAAGGAAAAUGAGGAGGUCAACGAGGAUACUCCCAAGUCUCAACCCCGUCCUGGCAAACGGACCACCUGCCAGCCACCCCCGACACCAACAAAGUAUCGUCUCGGGCCACGCAGAAAAUUGACCGAAGAAGAUCUCGACUUUGAGAUAUACAGAGACGAGACAGCUCAUGACAUCCCCCCCUGGCGCAGAGAGUACUACGGCAGCAACCUCCCUGCCCUUGGCGAAAUCCACAACGGCGUCAAGUUCCAAUACGCCGCCAGCCACACUGUCCGCCGUCAUCACCGCAUUCUCAUUGCGGCAGCCGUCGAAGCUGGGGACGAGCAGGCGGCCGACGACCUGUGGAACCUUGCCCAGGAUGAGCCCACCAAUCUUGAGCGUCUGGCCGCCGCGUAUGUCUGGGAAUUGGACUGCGACGCCCUGGAUGUCUGGCUCUGGGUCCAAGACAAGGGCUACGAUCGCAACUGGACCGAGCACCAGAAGGAGAGAUUCGUCGAGUUCCUACAGUGGAUGAAGCCACUCAUGGAGAUGGCCAUGACCGUUGCCGCUGUCGACCGCGAACAGGCAGAACAUAUAGACGAAUGGAACUGCCAUCUCAUACGGGGGCAAUUUGACAGCCUCGGCCUCACCAACCUUGACAUCACAAAGAGCAACCUGGCGCAAGUCACCUUUGUGCCCAUCGGAGUAGACGAGAACAUCCUUCACCGGGCUGACUUUACGGAGGAGGAUCAGGCUUGUAUAGAUGAGCAGUGGUAUGGGCCUGGGCGCUGGGCUUGGGGGGAAGAGGCGGUGCCUCCAUUGGAGGAAGUACAGUCUCCGGAGGAGACUGAUUGGGAAUCUGAGAAGGAAGACGAAGACGAGGAAGACGAAGAGCCCUACGAGAUUGAGCCGGGGUUUGAGGGGGAUGAUUUGAUUGCGUUUUAA